This is a messenger RNA of Striga asiatica, 348 nucleotides long. Lineage: Eukaryota; Viridiplantae; Streptophyta; Magnoliopsida; Lamiales; Orobanchaceae. The record is from the annotation of a GenBank genome assembly.
AUGACUGUCCGAACGAGGAGCGGCGGCGGCCUCCCUCGUCCACCUCGCAGUGGAGAAUUCGCCGUCAUUGAGCAGCGACUUUUCUCGUCCUUCAUCAACCAGCACAGGCGACCCUCUCUGCCGUCUCCGAUAAAACCGAGAACGCAGCCCUCCGCAGUCAAGCAAACUAGUCCUAUUCCAAUUACAGUUUCCGUCGAGCCUCCAUCGCAAAUCCCAGCCACCGUCGGCGACCCUUCAUCGACGAGAGGAACGGCCGCUGAACCUCUAUCCAUGAGCAGCCCCGCCGGCAGUUGGCCUAUGUUAGUUAAAGAGAGGGAAAGGAGAAUAGCACAUAUGCUGCUGUGUCAG